Molecule: messenger RNA, 724 nt
Organism: Diceros bicornis minor
Lineage: Eukaryota; Metazoa; Chordata; Mammalia; Perissodactyla; Rhinocerotidae
Gene: PPP1R14D
Product: protein phosphatase 1 regulatory inhibitor subunit 14D
Exons: 4
Coding region: 35-472 (145 amino acids)
Biological process (GO): regulation of phosphorylation
Cellular component (GO): cytoplasm
Molecular function (GO): protein serine/threonine phosphatase inhibitor activity
Source: RefSeq, a predicted model, not a curated record
UUUUCCCCAGCUCCUUGCCCAGGCCAAUCCUUCCAUGCUGUCUUCAAGCCCUCCUUCCUGCACAUCUCCCAACUCUGACCGGGAGAACUCCAGUAAGAAGGUCCAGUGGGCUUCUGGGAGGAGGAGGACGUCAUCCACAGACUCAGAGUCAAAGUCCCAUCCAGACCCCUCCAAACUGCCCAGGUCCCGGAGACCCAGCCGGCUGACGGUGAAGUACGACCGGGGGCAGCUCCAGCGCUGGCUGGACAUGGAGCAGUGGGUGGAUGCACAGGUUCAGAAACUCUUCCAGGAUCAACCAAGUCCUUCUGAGCCUGAGAUUGACCUGGAGGCUCUCAUGGAACUAUCCACAGAGGAGCAGAAGACUCAGUUGGAGGCUAUUCUCCAAAACUGCCCCCGCCCCACAGAGCCUUUUAUCUCUGAGCUACUUGGUGAACUCAAGAAACUCCAGAGACUCAGUCGGCCUCAGAAAUAAGCCUUGUGAGACUACUUUCAGCAGCCUCAGCACUGCCAGGCCUGCUCUGAACCUCUGGAUUCCAGGCUGCAAGGGAAAUGGCUCCUUGGGACACAGACAAGGAAUGUGGAGGAUGAAGAGGGACAUUUGGACACCGCUGGUGUUUGUGCAGUCACAGUUAGUUCCUGUCAGCUGGGCUUUCUAGGAACCAGUCAUGGCUGUUGCCCAGUGCUUUCCUUGGCAGCCAAGUGGAUAAAACCUUUAGAAGCUCCA